GACAGCUGCCAAGAUGGCCGCGUCCAUGCAGAGACUGGAAACCGACGGAAAUGUUUUGAGAAAAAGAAAGACAGACACAGCUAAACCGGCCACAAAACUCUCCGAAGAGAGUAGUGACACGAACGGCGAAGAAGUGCAGACUGUAGAUGGCAAACUGGGUGCUGUCACUUUGCAAACCGGGACGUUCUGGCUGACACGAAUAGUGCUGCUACGGUCCAUUGCUUUUAUUUACUUCGUGGCGUUCGGCGUGGCCUACAGCCAGAACAAGCAGCUGAUUGGACAGCGCGGGCUGACCCCCUGUGAGGACUACCUGCGGAGCGUGAAGCGCUAUGUGGGCGGGAAGAUCGACCUGUCGGCCCUGGCCUACGCCCCCACGCUGCUCUGGUUCCUGGACUGGACGGACAUGGACGCCAACCUGGACGGGAUAGCCCUGCUGGGCCUGCUGCUGUCCGGGGGGGUGCUGCUGGCCGGGAGGGCCAACAUGAUCAUCAUGGCCCUGCUCUGGGUGCUCUACCACUCCCUGAUCAGCGUGGGACAGAUCUGGUAUUCUUUUGGUUGGGAGAGCCAGCUUCUGGAGACGGGCUUUUUGGGAAUCUUCCUGUGCCCCCUGUGGAGCCUGUCGCAGGUGCCCCUCCGCUGCCCCCCGUCCCGGGUCACCAUCUGGCUGUUCCGAUGGCUCGUCGUGCGCAUCAUGCUGGGGGCGGGACUGAUCAAGAUCAGAGGAGACCGUUGCUGGAGAGACCUGACCUGCAUGGAUUAUCACUACGAGACCCAGCCUGUGCCCAAUCCCAUGUCGUACUACAUGCACCGGUCCCCCUGGUGGUUCCACCGCUUUGAGACGCUGUCCAACCACUUCAUCGAACUCAUCGCCCCCCUCCUGACCUUCCUGGGACGCCGCCUGUGCAUGGUCAACGGCGUGCUGCAGAUCCUCUUCCAGGUGACGCUGAUUGUGAGCGGGAACCUCAGCUUCCUGAACUGGCUGACGAUCGUGCCCUGUCUGGCCUGCUUCGAUGACGCGGCGCUGGGCUUCCUGUUCGGGUCAUCGGAGGGCGGGGCUAAGCAGGCCGUCAGCCGGAUCCAGAGCGACGAAGCUGCUGGGCGUACGCCAGCACCAACCAGAGGUAUGCUGGUGCGGCGAGCUGUUAGUGUGUCUCUGGCUGUCCUAAUUGGUUACCUGAGCGUUCCCGUGGUGAUGAACCUGCUCAGCUCCAGACAGGUGAUGAACACGUCCUUUGACCCUCUCCGCAUCGUCAACACCUACGGAGCCUUUGGCAGCAUCACUAAGGAGCGCACUGAGGUGGUGUUUCAGGGCACGCUCAGUAGUGACCCCGCUGACCCGGCGGCCUUGUGGGAGGAGUACGAGUUCAUGUGCAAACCGGGGGGCCUGCAUCGCCGGCCCUGCCUCAUCUCCCCCUACCACUACCGGCUGGACUGGCUCAUGUGGUUCGCUGCCUUCCAGACCUAUGAGCAGAAUGAGUGGGUGAUCCACAUCGCAGGCAGACUGCUGGCCAAUGACUCCUCCAUCCUCUCCCUCCUCCAGCACAACCCUUUCCAGGGCAGGGCGACGCCCAGGUGGGUUCGAGGAGAGCACUUCAGGUACCGGUUCAGUGAGCCGGGAGGGGCGAACGCGGCCCAGGGGAAAUGGUGGAUUCGGAAGCGCCUGGGGGCCUACUUCCCCCCCGUGGACCUGGCCGGCCUCAGGAAGUACUUCCAGUCUCGCAACUGGCCCCACCCAGACGUCCACUGAGGCCCCGCCCCCACGGAGCACACCUGGACACCUGAGACGCUGUGACCACUGUGGCCUUAAAGUCCUUUCCCUGCCCUUCCCCGCAGCCAUUAAUGUUCCCCUUUCAUAAUUAGAGGUGGCACCCCCAUUUCCUGAAUCUGCUCGAGAGUUCCUGUAUCUGUCCUGUAAUUUUUUAUUUAUUUUUUUUUUUGCCACUGAAGAUUGCCGUCCUUCUCUCUGCGUCUGUGAAAAGCUGAUUACAGAAAAAAAAAAGAAAAAACAGACCCGAUACAAAAUACUAAUUUGAGUCAUUUAGAAUCAGCGGCUGUGGCUUGGACCGACCUUGAGGCAGGUGAAUGUGUUUGUGCACUCUUGUCUCUGACUCGGUAGCUCUGGGGCGCGGAGUGUGUGGAGGCUGCCGCCCUCUCGGUACAGUGUGACAUCUUUGAUGGCAGUGGUGUUCCGUGUGCCAAUGGCACGGACGGGGGGGCGGAGCUGGAGGAACAGGGAAGCCGACGGGGUGCCCAAUCAGCACCACAGAUUCUGAAGAGGCACCAGAUCUUCAGUUCCACAUUCUUAAAAACCCUGUGCAAACGAAAUCAUCCUUUUUUAAGACGGAUGUAUACCAAGAACCAAAGGAAACAAAUACUGUGAUAGUGAGCAGAUUAAAAAAUAAUUUGUUAUUGAAA
Messenger RNA from Anguilla anguilla (European eel), 2415 nucleotides. RefSeq names its product lipase maturation factor 1 (gene lmf1). The record is from RefSeq and is a predicted model, not a curated record. The coding region runs from base 14 to 1747 and encodes 577 amino acids. The transcript has 11 exons. Gene Ontology annotation, biological process: protein maturation. Gene Ontology annotation, cellular component: endoplasmic reticulum membrane. NCBI's taxonomy places the organism in Eukaryota, Metazoa, Chordata, Actinopteri, Anguilliformes, Anguillidae.